AGCUGCUUCGCAAUCCGGCGUCACACUGUCCACUCAUUUCAGGGAAGAUAUGAGUACACUUAAGGGGGCAUUAUAUAGAUACUUGUUUUGCAAUCUUCCGCCCCAUCCAGUGGGGUUACUACUCCGUAGUGUGAAAGAUGUACUUCGUCUGUUGAUGGAUGGGACUUAUUCCAUCGGAAUAUGGGGGGUUCCAAGUAUUGGUAAAACUACUUUUGCCAGAGCUAUUUACGAUAGAAUUUGUGGCAGGUUUGAGAGAAAAAGUUUCCUUGCAAAUAUCAAUGAUGAAUGGAAAAAAGAUAACGGUCUAGUUCAUCUACGACAGCAACUUAUUUCAGAUGUUUUCGAUACAGAACUUGAUAUGGUUCAUGAUGUUAAGAUGGGAGCUAGUCAAAUGAAGGAGGCACUGUCCAAUAAAAGUGUACUGGUAGUGUUUGAUGAUGUGAAUCAUAUAGACCAACUCAUAGCAUUAUGUGGGAGUAGGGAUCUGUGCUUUGGCAAAAGGAGUUUAGUACUUGUUACGUCAACAAGUAAGGAUCUAAUUCUUGGCCUCGGACUCUACUUUUAUGAAAUGAAGGCGCUGGAUGAGAGUGAGUCUCUUGAGCUUUUCAGCUGGCAUGCAUUUAAGAAAUCUAGUCCAACAGAUGAUUUCAUGUCUCUGUCAGGGAAAGCAAUAAAUUUUUGUGAAGGACUACCAUUAGCUCUUGAAGUUAUUGGCUCUCUUUUGCUUAAUAGGACAAAAAAAGAGUGGAAUAAUGUGUUGAAGAAAUUGAGAGGAAUUCCUCGUGGUCAAAUAAAAGAGAAGCUCAAGAUAAGCUUGAAUUUUUUAACCGAUUCAGAGAAAGAUUUAUUCUAUAAUAUAGCUUCCUUUUAUGUGGGUCUAAAUAAACAUGAUGUUACACAAUUGUUAAAGGGCUCAAAAUCUCCUGUAGAAAAGGCAAUGCAUGAGAUUAUAGAGCGGGGACUUGUAAAAGUUGAUAUGAGUGAUAAGCUUGAUGUUCAUCAUUUGUUGCGAGAGAUAGGAAGAGAAAUCAGUCCUAAAAAGAUAAAGCAUGAAUAUAUCUAUGAUGUAUUCUUGAGUUUUAGAGGUGAAGAUACACGUAAAUCUUUUACUACUCAUCUUUGCACUGCUUUAAAGAAAGCAGGUAUUGAGGUCUUCAUGGAUGAAGAGGGGAUUGGAAGGGGUGAAGCCAUUUCUUCCUCUUUACUGCAAGCAAUUGAAAGUUCAAGAAUGUCGAUAAUUAUAUUCUCAAAAAAUUAUGCUGGUUCUAGUUGGUGUUUACAAGAAUUAGAGAAAAUCAUGGAGUGUCACAAAACAACUCAUCAAGAGGUCUUACCAAUAUUUUAUGAUGUGCAACCAUCUGAAGUUCGUAAACUACAAAAUAUUUUUGGAGAAGCAUGGAAAAGACUCACACUAAGAAACUCAACUAGCAAAGUGAAGAAAUCGAUGAUCAAUUGGAAGAGAGCACUCAUUGAAGCUGCGAAUAUAUCUGGGUGGGACAUGCAUGAAUGUAGAACUGAAACGGAGUUGAUUGACGAUGUGGUUGAAACUAUAACAAUGAAGCUAGACAGCAAAGACUUGUUUGUUGCUCACCAUCCAGUGGGAGUGGAGCCUCGUGUGCAAGAUAUCAUCAAGUUGCUGAUUAAUAAAUCAAAUGAGGUUAUCAUAGCAGGGAUAUGGGGGAUGGGCGGGAUUGGCAAGACUACUAUUGCUAAAGCGAUCUUCAAUGAAAUUGGUCAAACAUUUGAAGGAAAGUGUUUCCUCUCAAAUGUGAGGGAAGUGUGGAAGCAAGAUAAUGGUCAAGUUUAUCUUCAAAAACAAAUUCUUUCAAGCAUCUUUAAUGCAAGAAGAGUGAAGCUCACAAGUAUAGAAAUGGGGACAACUCUAAUCAAGCAAAUGCUUUGUAAGAAAAGAGUACUUAUUGUUCUUGAUGAUGUAAAUAAUGAUGAUCAGUUGAAAGCUUUAUGUGGAAAUCAUGAAUGGUUUGGUAGAGGUAGUAGAAUACUCAUCACUACUAGAGAUGAACGGCUACUCAAGAUCCUUGGAGUGGAAGAUCAUAAGAUAUACAACAUGAAAGAAAUGAAUGAUAGUGAAUCUCUUGAGCUUUUUAGUUGGCAUGCGUUUAAGCAACGAUUCCCUGAAAGAGAUUAUGUUGAAUUUUCAAGGAGGAUAGUUUCUUACUCAGGAGGUUUACCGCUAGCUCUUGAAGUUCUUGGCUCCUAUUUAUUUGAUAGGGAAGCAUUGAUAUGGGAAAGUGUUCUACAAAAACUACAAAAAAUUCCAAAUGAUAAAAUACAUGAAAAGCUAAAAAUAAGUUAUGAUGGUUUGAGUGACCAAACAGAGAGAGAUAUAUUCCUUGAUAUAUGUUGUUUUUUUAUUGGGAAGGACAAAAUCUAUGCUACACAAAUAUUAAAUGGUUGUGGACUUCAUGCUGAUAUUGGAAUUAUUCGUCUCGUAGAGAGGAGCCUCAUAAAAGUUGGCAAGAAAAAUAAGCUUGAUAUGCAUGACUUACUACGUGAUAUGGGAAGACACAUCAUUCGUGAGCAAUCACCAGAGGAUCCUGAGAAGCAGAGCAGAUUAUGGUCUCAUGAUGAUGUGCUAGAUGUGCUAAGAAAUUGCACGGGAACAAUAGCGAUUAAGGGAUUGGCUUUGAACAUGUCAACAAACAAUUUAGGACCAUUGAGUGCCAAAGCAUUUGAGAACAUGAAGAAGCUUCGUUUGCUCCAACUUGAUCAUGUACAACUUACUGGAGACUUUGGUUAUCUAUCAAAGGACUUAAGAUGGCUGUGUUGGCAUGGAUUUCCCUUAGAAAACUUGCCAGCAAAUUUAAGUCUCGAAAAGAUAGUUGCCAUAGACUUAAAGUGGAGUAAUCUCACAAAAGUAUGGGAGAAAAGUCAGAGGCUAGAGUGGUUGAAAAUUCUCAAUUUGAGUCAUUGUCAUCAUUUGACAAAGACACCUGAUUUUUCAAAGUUACCAUAUCUUGAAAAGCUAAUACUCAAAGAUUGUCCGCUUGUGUUUUCGAUUCACCCCUCCAUUGGAGAUCUUAAAUACAUUGUUCUGUUAAAUUUAAAGGACUGCAAAGACCUUAAUCAUCUCCCAAGAGGUAUAUAUAACUUAAAAUCUUUGAAAACUCUCAAUCUUUCUGGUUGUUCAAAGAUUGAAAAGUUGAAAGAAGACAUUGGGCAAAUGGAAUCCUUGACAACUUUGGUGGCAAAUCAAACUUCUAUUACACAAGUUCCCUCCUCAUUAGUGAGAAUGAAAAGUAUUAAAUUUGUGUCACUAUGUGGCUUCGAAGGAUUAUCGCGCGAUGUAUUUCCAUCGAUUGUUAUGUCUUGGAUGUCACCGACAGUUCAUUCGAAGUCCCUGCUACGAGCAUUUACGAUUAUGCCAUCUUUAAUCAAGGGUCUAUCACAUCCUUUAUUUGCCAGAAGCCGUAAAGUAUUAGAAGCAAGACCCAGCACAUCUCAAGAUUCAUGUAGAACUCAAGGGUUAAUUGGUUUUCAAGAGAAAUCUCACAUGGAAAGGUUAGAGCCAUUGAGUUCUUUAACUAUUCAUUUAGGCGGCUUCAACAAAGUUAUGGAUGCACUUUUAAACAGUAUUUCACAGGGAUGGAGUGACGGAGGGUUUGACUAUUCUCAGCUUCCUCAAGAUAAUUAUCCUGAUUGGCUAUGUUUUGAGAGUGAAGGAUCUUCUGCAUCAUUUAAAACGCCUCGAGUUUUGGGUUGUUUGAUGGGAAUGGUAAUCUAUAUUAUCUAUUCAUCUUCUCAAGAUAGCAUGGCAUCCGUAUAUCCUGUUGGCUUCAUGAUAAAGAAUUUCACAAAGGGUACUAUGGACUUUUACAAGAGAGAUGAUGCAGCGACUUCUGCUGAUGAUGACUGGCACAAAAUAAUACUUAAUCUAGAGCCUGAUAAUGAGGUGGAAAUUACAGUCAAUUUUGCCCAGAAGCAUAUUGUAAAGAAGACUUUAAUCUAUCUGGUAUGA
Neltuma alba is the source of this 3979-nucleotide messenger RNA. RefSeq names its product TMV resistance protein N-like. NCBI's taxonomy places the organism in Eukaryota, Viridiplantae, Streptophyta, Magnoliopsida, Fabales, Fabaceae. Gene Ontology annotation, biological process: defense response; signal transduction. Gene Ontology annotation, molecular function: ATP hydrolysis activity; ADP binding. The transcript is spliced from 8 exons. The record is from RefSeq and is a predicted model, not a curated record. The coding region runs from base 50 to 3979 and encodes 1309 amino acids.